AAACCAGUGAAGAGGCUUUUACUACAGCAGUUUACUGUACCUGCCUCCUUCCCGUCUCAGCAAAUUUCUUGUAGAGCAGACUGCCCAUAUUAUGCUAAAGCAGAACUUCUGGCAGACUAUUUACACAAGAAUCUUCCUGAUUUCCAGAUACAUAAAAUUAUGCAACAUCCUGAUGUUUGGGAGGAUUGGCUGAAAGAUUUGUGUGAAAAGAAUAAAUGGAAUCACAAAAAGUCCCCCAUCAUCUGGAGAGAGCUGUUGGAUCGUGGAGGAAAGGGUUUGCUUUUGGGAGGAUACAAUGAGUUCUUGGAGCAUGCCCAGCUGUACUAUAGUGUCACCUCUAGCAUGACAACUGAGCUGAUGAAGCUAAUUGCUAAAGAGAACCUUCAAACGCAUAAAGAACUAGAGCUAGAGAAAGAAGAAGCUCUGCAAUGUCACGUCAACCCCUUGCAGGUCUGGAUCACCAGUGCAUCUACCCCUGCCUGCUACAACCUAAUUCCCAUCUUAAUAAGCGGUGAAGUGUUUGGAACGAAUACGGAAAUUAGCAUUACUCUAUUUGACAAUAAGCAGGCAGAAGAAGAUCUCAAAAUCCUUAUGACAGAGAUGAGGAACCUGGUGUCACCCCUCCUCCAAAGUGUCUCCAUCUGCACCCAAGUGGAAGAUGCCUUCCACCAGGCCCACGUGAUCAUCGUUCUGGAAGACAGUAUUGACAAAGAGAUGUAUUCUUUAGAAGACUACAUCCGACACAAGGUUCCACUGUGCAGGCUCUAUGGAUAUCUGAUUGAGAAAAAUGCUCAUGAGUCUGUAAAAGUUAUUGUAGGAGGAAAGUCCUUUGUGAAUCUUAAGGCUGUUUUGCUUAUAAGAUAUGCCCCCACCUUGGCACACAACAUUGUCGCUGUGGCACUGGGGGUGGAAGGCGAAGCCAAAGCUGUGUUGGCCAGAAAACUAAAAACAGCACCCUCAUGCAUCAAAGAUGUGAUAAUUUGGGGUAAUAUUAGUGGAAAUAACUACAUUGAUCUGAGAAAAGCCAGGAUUUACAGACAUGAAAGUGCUAUUUGGGGACCUCCCCACUAUUCACGCCCUAUUUUAAGCUUGAUUUUUGAUAGUGAAUGGAUAAAAAAGGAAUUUGUGGAAAAACUGAAAAAAUUGACCAGCACAGGGAGAGAGUUUGGAGGCAUCUUAGCUGCGCAUAGCAUAAGUACUACGUUGAAAUAUUGGUACCAUGGCUCACCGCCUGGGGAGAUUGUGUCAUUAGGAGUCUUGAGUGAAGGUCAGUUUGGUAUUCCUGAAGGGAUCGUCUUUUCUAUGCCUGUGAAAUUUGAGAAUGAAAGCUGGGUGGUUCUUACGGAUCUUGAAGAUAUUAACAUAAGUGAACAAAAAAUGACUGGAAUGACAAGUGACCUAAUUCAGGAGAAACUCAUUGCACUUGGAGAGGUGAUAAGUUUUCAUGCAUUUCAAACAGAAAGUGAUGAAAAAGAAGAAAGUAACACCACACUCAGCACAAUUGAUAACCAAGAAGAUCAAAGAGUCUCAGCUGAAUCUGGAGGGAAAACUGUUGAACAAUAACAGAUUGAAUUAUACCAACUAUAAAGUCACUUGGUAGUGCAAUAUAGAAUGACCCAUGCAUGUCUCUAUUUAGAAAAGAAAAACUUGAAAGAUUUACUUCCAUCUUAAUUAAUAUUAUGCUCGACUACUAAAUAGCAAUGACAGCCUAUACAUAAAUGUCAUUCAGUCAUUUAAUGUUACCUAUAUUCACUCAUGUGAUUAUGUCUUUUCUCAUAAAU
Talpa occidentalis (Iberian mole) is the source of this 1781-nucleotide messenger RNA. RefSeq names its product malate dehydrogenase 1B (gene MDH1B). The transcript has 11 exons. Gene Ontology annotation, molecular function: L-malate dehydrogenase (NAD+) activity. Gene Ontology annotation, biological process: malate metabolic process; tricarboxylic acid cycle; oxaloacetate metabolic process. Lineage: Eukaryota; Metazoa; Chordata; Mammalia; Eulipotyphla; Talpidae. Bases 160 to 1563 code for a protein of 467 amino acids. The record is from RefSeq and is a predicted model, not a curated record.